Racocetra persica is the source of this 557-nucleotide messenger RNA. NCBI's taxonomy places the organism in Eukaryota, Fungi, Glomeromycota, Glomeromycetes, Diversisporales, Gigasporaceae. The record is from the annotation of a GenBank genome assembly.
GCAUUACGCCAUAAUGAAGGCGAAGAGACACCACUUCAACAGAAGUUAAACCGUCUUGCAGAAUCAAUAGCACGAUUAGGCAUUGCUGUUGCACUACUUAUGUUUAUUACACUAGUCGUUAAAUAUUUUAUUACUGCGGCUAUUUCUGACAAUUUUCCUUCAUUUGAAGAGAUAAUGGUCGCCAUGACUGCUAUUAUUGUUCAAACAAUUACUAUUAUCGUUGUCGCUGUACCAGAGGGUUUGCCCAUGGCUGUAACACUUGCACUUGCUUACGCAACCACCAAGAUGUUGAAAGAUAAUAAUUUGGUCCGAGUUUUAGCUGCUUGGUAUAUACUACAUGAUGUUUUAUGUUCGGAUAAGACUGGUACAUUGACUCAAAACAAAAUGACAGUGGUGAAAGGAUUUCUUAGUCAGGAAAAGUUCGAGAGUCAUGAUGAUAUUCAACAAUGGAGAGAGAAAAUUAAUCAAAAGAUAUACGAUAUUAUUACACAAGGCAUAAUUGUUAAUUCUACAGCGUUUGAAGAUAAAGACGAAAAGGCCCAAUUGAAUUUUGUUGG